This is a messenger RNA of Hyalella azteca, 4215 nucleotides long. Its product is annotated as 8-oxo-dGDP phosphatase NUDT18. Bases 81 to 1103 code for a protein of 340 amino acids. Gene Ontology annotation, molecular function: 8-oxo-GDP phosphatase activity; 8-oxo-dGDP phosphatase activity; magnesium ion binding. NCBI's taxonomy places the organism in Eukaryota, Metazoa, Arthropoda, Malacostraca, Amphipoda, Hyalellidae. The record is from RefSeq and is a predicted model, not a curated record. The transcript has 8 exons.
CAUUGGUUGGUGUAGGUUAUGUGGUUCGAUUUAGCGUCAUAGGAACGACAAUCAGUAUUUUGAAGUUCGCUAGAAGAAAAAUGGAUACGAUGGAAGCAAAUGUAAAGUUACUACUCAAAGGUCAAAGCAUCGAAGAAGGCCAAGAUUAUUGUGAUUUCACCCUUGAAGAUCAAAAUAAUAUAACUGACUCUAAAGGCAGCGCACCGGCAGCGCCUGUGCCCUUCACGCCGGCGCUGAAAGACAACGUUUGCUACAUCGUCGCCGCGGUGCUCAUCAACGAUGAAGGCCAGGUCCUCAUGAUGCAGGAGGCUAAGAGAUCGUGCGCUGGCCAGUGGUACCUGCCGGCAGGACGUCUGGAGCCUGGCGAGAACAUCAUAGAGGCAGCAAAACGCGAGGUGCUGGAGGAGACCGGCCUGGAGGUGGCCAUCACUACGCUCCUUAUGGUCGAGUGCGCCUCAGGCUCUUGGUUUAGGUUUGUCGUCACCGGCAAUGUUACUGGCGGGAGCCUAAAAACACCAGCACAGGCAGACAGCGAGAGCUUGCAGGCGAUGUGGGUAGCCAACUUAGAGGAGCUGAGUCUGCGCGGCAACGACAUCCACUCGCUGGUGCAGCGCGCGCGCCAGCACUCGUCAACUGACCGCGCCUUGUGGCACGCCCCUCUGCUGCCUCUCAGCAUACCUUCCUCCAAGAUGAUGCUCAGGCUGCUCAUUGCCGUCAGGAAGAAGGCUAAUAACCGCAUGUGUGUGCUGGUGAGCGACAAGACAAGCACCCAUCUGCCCACCACUGAGAUCAACCCCGUCAGAUCCUUGCACUACACGCUCAAAAAAUACAUGACGGAGAUUUUCGGUGCGGAGCUGCCACCUCACCGGCCUCAGGGCGUGCUGACCUGCGAGCUGCAGACGUCAGUCGAGCCUGGCGCUCACGACGGCUUCCUGCUGACGCUGCUAGUGCCCGUGCGCAUGCCGCUCGAGGACAUCACAAUCAUCGACAAAUAUUCCUGGGUUGAGCUCCCCAAACCUCUCGGUGACGAACUGCUCGCGCGUCUCGAGAAAAACAUGAUCGUUCCGCUUAAUGUUAUUCGGGUGUCGAUGCUAAUAAGCUGAUUGACUGACGACAAGUUCCCAUCGACAAGACUGUGAUAUCUUCAAAGACCGCGAGAAUCUCUAUCAUGCUUGAAGACCUUCAUUACUAAGACACCCAGGCACGGCAAUUGGGACUUCUGGUAACAAAUGACAUUAAGACUUAUAUUAGUGACGGUUGAGACUUAUAAUAACGACUCUUGAGACUUCUGUUUGUACUGCUGGGACUACUCUUAUUACUGAAGACUGUGUCAGCAACGUGUCCAUAUAAAGCCUUCAAUGUCUGCAAACAAUGACGAAAGUGUCGACUUUUUAUUGUUUGCUGAUUAUAAUUGACCGUGAAAUCUUUCCAUGUUUUCUUAAACACAAUUUAAUACCGAAUAGUUGAUUAAUAAAAAUAUUUAAUUAUUCAAGUACUUGCUCGUCCUGUUGAUAAUAUCGUAGAAAUACAAUAAACGAAUUAGUACAGGUGUACAUGAACUAUGUAUGAUAUCAGCCGUUACUUCUUUUGUCUACAGCUUCAAUAUUUCUUUUCUGUUAUUUUUUCUGUGUAUCAAUUUUCAUUUCUAACGCUUUCCUUUCUCGCUUAGAAAGCGCUAGUUUAGACAUUCUGACUUAUUAUUGCUGAAUAAUUUUAUCUUUAUGUAAAUGAUAUACUGAUUAACCGCUUUCAUUCGUACAUCAAUCGUAUGGUUUUCAAGUUAUUUUGAUCAAAGAAAUUUAUCUAUGCAGCGCAUUUGUGAACCAAUUCAAGAAUAUUGAAAAUUUCGGCUUGUGAGAUGGAAUCCUGCAACACUCCUGAAGUACGGAGGGUCAGUCGUGAAAAAAUUUACUGGUACAAGAAGCUUUCAUUUUCGCUAUUGACUAAUUGAUGUUAAUGAUAAAUCACAAUUAUUUGGUGAAGUUAUAUUGACACUGAAUAAUGUUGUCCCUACUUAACACAUUACCACAAUAUGUAUGAUGUUACUGAUCAAUCGUGACAACGGAGUUAACUAUUGAAAUUUUCACAUAAUGGUUUUAAAAUAUUUAGCUGUGUUAUCUAUAACGAAUCAAUUGUUUUGAAAUCGAGGAAAUGUUGUGUCUUAAUUAAUGUAAGUUUAACCAUAUGAUGAUGAAUGUUCUGAGAUAAUUAUCGGUAUGAGAUAUGGAUCAUUAUUUGCUGAAAUAUGAGGAUCAGCCCAAGAUAUAGUCGGUUUAAACAUUCUCAGGUUCUACAAUAGUCCAUUAAUAUGCAUUGCUCAAGAUGAUGUACAAGUCUUAUCGUGACUGUACCCAAGUUUGCACAAAGUGCACAUCAUUUCUGUUCAUUUGGUAGUUGAGUGCGUUUGUGAAACUUAACAAUUGAAAGAAAUGUUGAGGAAGCGUGUUCUUUCCAGUUUGCCGAAUGUGACGUGCAUCUGAAUCGUCGAGAAGUAUCGCAAAAAAUGUCAUUUUGAAUGAAUGUUUAAUUUUUAUCUUCUUAUAAUCUUUGAGCAACAGCAGGAAGAAUGCCAAGGAUGCAAUAUUGUUUUAUACUUUUACUCUAAACUUAUGGUCAACUUAUCCUCUAGUUUGGUUUGGUUAUACAAGGUUGCUGUGACAGUUAUUUCUUGUUUUAGGAUUUUGAAGCGCUGAAUUUUAGUUGUAAAUGUGCUGCUCAACGAUUGGUUUCUGUUUAUAAUCACUGUUGUCAAUUCUAAUCGUAUCCAAAGGCCUGUUAACCACAAUAAUUUUUCGGUGGACAAUAUGUUUGUGAAGACCUUUAUCUAGUUGAGUAUUCUAGUGGCGUCCAUGUUCUCAACGAAGAAAAACCCUGGUAAUAAUUUUCUUGAUAUGAAUUUGUCAACAUGAGUAGGCCUGCUCCACAGCCUUUCUUUACAAAUUGUUUAUACUGUUAUCAAUUGUUCAUAAUAGAAGUCAACUUUUAUUAAAAAGAACUGAUCACACUUGCUCCUUUCAGGGAGGCGAUUAGCCUCCCUAUCAACUGCGCCACUUACAAAAUAAUCCAUGUAUAAGAAGGGCACAUGCAUUCGGUUGAGCUAAAUCCGAGAGCCUUAUGAGACUUGCUGGAGGUUUUACACAUUAACUAAUAAUAUUAUCAUAUAACUAGUAAUAAUAAUAAACUUGCUGGAGGUUUAAUAACUUGAAUCUGACUCGCUGUUGCACCAUACCAAUUCUAUCGGUUUAAUCUUCACAGCUAAUGUCUCCUUCAUUACAAUCCUGACCGCGUCUGCACACUCUUGAUAAUUUAUGGAAUAUUGAUGCAGCUGCAGUGUAACAAAAUUUAACGCCUCGUUCCUAAUGAAUAGAAGGAGGAAUGUAAAUCUUUCCAUUGACGCAAUGUAUCGCUUUGUUGGAGCGAAGUCGAGCUGCUUAUGAGAGGACUUUUUUUUCUUCAUUUGUGCCACCACCGGCGUCUCCGUUUGCCAAAAUCAGUAAUUUACCAUAGUCUUCGCACGCAAUCUUCCUAAAAGUAUCAAGCAAUUGAUGUCGGCACACUAAAGUACCAGUAACUGCUGGAUGAGUUAAGAUGAGCUUGAUGUGAUUGGAAAUGAUAUAUGCAGGCUUUUUAAAACUUGUCUUAAUGUCAGUUGCUGCCGUCUUGUACCCAGCCUUGGGUCUCAGUAAGCUGUCCAAGAUGAAAAAUUAGGUCUUGGUAGUACAGUUGGUUUUAUAUAUUCUUGCUUCUUUUUUAUACGUCAAUUUUCAUGACUAAAGUUAGAGGUGCAUAUUCACCAUGGUGCACAAUGAUGUUCUUAUUGUUGCUCGAGAUUGAGGAAUCCAUUAGUAGUUAGUAUCCGUUAUUAUUUUCAUGUUAAGGAUUUUUUUGAAACUCGUUUUCGUAUCUAAUUUGCCUAUUAACCUACAGGCAACAUCGUAUCUAAUUUGCUACAAUUUGUCAUAUUAACCUACAGGAAGCAUUGUAACUUGCAAAAGCAUUCAAAACAUUACUCUUUAAAGUUAAGUGCAUCUUUAUUUAUAUUCUUACACGUAAUUCUUACUGUACCACCUGUGACCUGACAUAUUCGCAAAAUGGUUGUUUAUCACAAAUCCGCAUCCCUUGUGUGCUAUGAUUACUUGAUAAUAUAAUGCCGGUAGAAUUCAUAGUUACUUACUUUAAAUGUUAUCUCGUAUAAAGUUUAUGAUUUUGUUCUAG